Molecule: messenger RNA, 3363 nt
Organism: Sus scrofa (pig)
Lineage: Eukaryota; Metazoa; Chordata; Mammalia; Artiodactyla; Suidae
Gene: PNPO
Product: pyridoxamine 5'-phosphate oxidase
Biological process (GO): pyridoxal 5'-phosphate biosynthetic process; pyridoxine biosynthetic process
Molecular function (GO): FMN binding; pyridoxamine phosphate oxidase activity
Source: RefSeq, a predicted model, not a curated record
CCAUUGGCUCCGAGGACUUAGGGCUAAGGGCAAGUUCUUCCUUGCUGGGGUAGAUUCCCGGGCUAAGAAACUGGUUCCGAAUCCAAAGGAACACAGCGCGGAGCGACGCCGGGUCACGUGGCCGGCACCCCCAUGACUUGUGGACUUCGGGGCGUCAUCGUGACGUUCGGUCGACCUGCCCAGUGGCCCCGCUACGCCCGCCACCUGUGCAGUCGCGGUGCAGUCAUGGACUUGGGGCCGAUGCGCAAGAGUUACUGCGGGGAGCGAGAGGCAUUUGAGGAGACUCAGCUGACAUCCCUGGACCCCGUGAAGCAGUUUGCUGCCUGGUUUGAGGAAGCUGUUCAGUGUCCUGCCAUAGGGGAAGCCAAUGCCAUGUGUCUGGCUACCUGUACCAGAGAUGGGAGGCCGUCCGCCCGCAUGGUGCUGCUGAAGGGCUUCGGCAAGGAUGGCUUCCGCUUCUUCACUAACUUCCAGAGUCGAAAGGGAAAAGAGCUGGACUCUAAUCCCUUCGCCUCCCUUGUCUUCUACUGGGAGCCCCUCAACCGUCAGGUGCGUUUGGAGGGCCCUGUGAAGAAGCUGCCAGAGGAGGAGGCUGAGAGCUAUUUCCACUCCCGCCCCAGGAGCAGCCAGAUUGGGGCUGUGGUCAGUCACCAGAGUUCUGUGAUCCCUGAUCGGGAGUAUCUGAGAAAGAAAAAUGAAGAACUGGAGCAGCUCUACCAGGAGCAAGAGGUGCCGAGGCCAAAAUACUGGGGUGGCUACAUCCUGUACCCACAGGUGAUAGAGUUCUGGCAAGGCCAGACCAACCGCCUGCACGACCGGAUCAUCUUUCGACGGGGCCCACCGACAGGAGACUCCCCUUUGGGGCCCAUGACCCACCGAGGGGAGGAAGACUGGCUCUAUGAGAGACUUGCCCCCUGACUCCCAGGCUGCGGGUGCUGACUGGAGCUGGGGCCUGUGCUAAGAGAGGGUGCGGGAUCCGGAGCCAGGCCCCUCUAAACUCAACCUCUUUCCUCUCCCACCUCUUACCUUCGGAGCUCUUCAGAAUUCAUCCUCCGAGUUCUCUGUAGUCAGCUGGUCUAGUGCAGUAGAACAGUGGCAUAGAUGAUCACAAAUGGAAAAUAAUCCCUUAAUUAUUUUCUUACCUUGGCUAUGAUUUACUAGAAUAGCUCCCUCUAGGGGUAGCAUCGGGUGUGAUUCCCUUUUCUGAUGACAGGGGGUGGGCACCCAGCAACCUUGUGAUCUUGUGACUCUCAUGUGAUAGUCAUGCUGGCCAAAGCUGAUUGGUCCCAGCAGAAUCACCUGAGCUGGUAUAGCCAAUCAAUUUUUCUUGUCUCCCAUUUGAAAUGUGAAAUGGAGAGACCAGAGCUUGGGAGUCAUUGUAGCGAAGUCAAUAAUGGCAGCCUGAAGCACCUGAGGCUGCUGCCCUUACAAUUCACUGCGUUGUCCCCUGGAUCCCUCCUUUUAUGUCCGGGCUGUGCAAUUCCUCUUCCUACCUCAAAACACCUAUUAUCUCUAAAAAAAAAAAAAAAAAAUUUUUUUUUGGCUCAAUCAAGCUAGAAUCGGUUUGUGUUGCUUGCAACUAACCCAUUUCGUCAUAGGAUAUUUUUAUACCACUUACCCAGCAGAUACCUGCUUUCCAAUAUCUGAAGCACAGCUGUUUGUGGCUCAGCAGUAACAAACCUGACUCAGAUCCAUGAGAACACAGGAUCAAUCCAUGGCCUUGCUCAGGAUCCAGCAUUGCUGUGAGCUGCAGCGUAGGUCUCAGACUCGGCUCGGAUCUGGCCUUGUUGUGGCUGUGAUGUAGGCCGGCAGCUGAAGCUCCAAUUCGACCCCUGGUCUGGAAACUUCCAUAUGUCAUGGGUGCAGCCCUAAAAAGCUGGGGGGAGCAAUGUGGAAAAGAGGCGCUUAUUCUCUAGCUCCAAGGGACCCAUGAGUGGAAGUUGCACAGAAGUACCUUUCAUCUCAAUAUGGGCAGAGAUUUCAAAGAAUAUGGGCUGCCUAGGAGGGAGUAGCUUAGGGAGGGAGGGAGUGUUCUGUCAGGAGUUUUGUAGAAGGGACUUACACUGGUACCUGUGGGCCGGAAAGAUUUUCAUCAAGCUUUACUUUCUAUAUUUGUUAAAACUGUGUGUGUGUAUGCAUGCAUACAUAUACAUUUCACUUUCCAGAUAUGAAGUUAAAUAUGCCUUUUUUUUUUUUUUCUUUUUAGGGCCACACCUGCAGCAUAUGGAGGUUCCCAGGCUAGGGGUCAAAUCGGAGCUACAGCUGCCGGCCUACACCACGGCCACAGCAACACAGGAUCCAAGCCGUGUCUGGGACCUACGCCACAGCUCACGGCAAUGCCAGAUCCUUAACUCACUGAGCAAGGCCAGGGCUCGAACCUGCGUCCUCAUGGAUACUAGUCAGGUGUGUUAACCACUGAGCCAUGACAGGAACUCCAAGACUAUGCCUUUCUGACACUCACACAUCCCUUUACCCCCCAUCCACCUCUAGCGAUGAUGACUCCUCAUUCGCUGGUUUUCAUCCUCACUGGAAUUACCUGAGAAGCUUUAAAACCUUGAUGCCUAGGCUCUAAGGUUGCGAGCCCCCUGAUAGUAGAUUCUGGCUACUCGCAGGCCAGCAGCACCAGCAUCACUUGGGAGCCCACCCCAGAGCCAUUGAAUUCUGCUCUCCUUUUAACAAGGCAACCCCCAGGAGUUCCCUGGUGAGCUCGUGGGUUAAGGACCUGGCAUCACUGCUAUGGCUUAGGUCUGUCUGUCCCUGGCCCAGGAACUUCCACAUGCUGUGGGCAAGGCCAAAAAAAAAAGACCACUCUUGCCCCCAGUGAUCAGAUACAUGAACUUCAACCUCUAAACCAGCCACCUUCCACCCUCACGAUUGGAUUCUUCAGUAACCCUCAGCUGAGGCCUGUGCCCAACUGUAGUAUUUGUUUUUCUGAGCACAAGUCUGGUGACCAGGGACAGCCUGCAUGAGUGGCCUAUAGGCUGUGGAGAGGAGCCAGGCUGGGCAAAUGUUUGCUGUGACUAAUCCAGGAUCAGAGAACUGGCUAUUUGCACACGUUGGCAUUGAACUUGCUCCUCAGCAAACUGUGUUCCAUUCCACUGUAUGGGUGUGUGCUUCCGCCUCUGUUACAGACCCACUUCCUCCAAGGGUGGCCUCAGGGUGUUCAUCCCCCCAACCCCUGCGGGGGGAUCAGGAAGGCCCAGUGCAGGGGAGGGUGCUGGGGUGCCCUUCCCUACCUUGACCUGUUUGUGUUAUUGGCGGCUGUGUCUCCCCUCUGCUUUAAGCCCGGUCUCAGCUGUUCUUUGCUUUCCUCUGACAGUCCCUGUGCUAAAUCUAUAAUAAAAGCUGGUCAGCUGUGCAUAA